AUGAGAGGAUCCGCACUACUUGAUUUGAUUAUAUUCCUUCUUGUAUCUCCAUUAGCGCAAAGUCUCAAGGGAUCUGAAAUCUCCAAAUUCUCUGAGAAACCUGUUUCCAAUCAAAUCUCCCAACCCGUUCGAGAAUCUAGUUAUGUGUUGGUUUCUACGAUUGAUGGAACGAUAUCACUGGUUGAUACGUCCUCGAAAAUGAUGAACUGGACAUUCCAUACCAAAGAGCCCAUAUACUCAUCAUACAAGGCUCCUCAUUAUCAUUAUACCGAGGGUGAGGAAAGUGCCCCUUUGAUUGGUGAUGACUUUUACAUGGAUUGUGAUAAGGAUUGGAAUCUUUACAAUACCUCUAUGCAACAAGGAAAACUCAUAAAUCAGAUAGUGAAUGCUUCGGAGUUUUUUCGAGAAUUGCCCUACUCAUUGGCGGAUAGGAUUGUUUUGGGUAAAAUAGACACAUCUGUAUUUCACUUGGAUUGGAAGACUGGAAAAUUGCUUAAGAGGUACAGACUGGACGACCUCUAUACUAAUUCAGUCGUUCCAGAUGCUAAAGAAAAGGCUAUUGUUUUGUCUAAAAAAGCUCCGAUACUAUUGGGAUCCGAGUUUAAGGAAUCAGAAGAUCUUCCUGAGCUGGUUCAAAUUCAGAGAAAAGAUUUUAAAGUCCAAUGUAUAUCAAAGUUUGGAAAAGUUUUAUGGAGUGUUUCUUAUUCUGAGAUGGAAGCUAAACUACAGCAUCAUGAGAGUGUACAACUCAUGGGUCCAACAGCUGGUAUUCCAAUUACUGGAGACGAAAAAAAUUUCCAGCUAUCCUAUACGAGAAGUGCUCCUGUUAUCCGAUUACAUAAUUAUUUUGAGAAGCUGUUUCCGAGACUUGGUUUUAUAGAUGGAGCUUUGUAUCUUCCGUUUCAAGAUAGAAAACCAAAUCAGUUGGCUCCUGGAAAUGGGAAUCCUUUGGCACUUCCGAGCAGCAAGGAGUCUGAAGAAAUCCUCUCCCUUCCUCUGCCUGAGACAGUAAUACCUCAGAUCACAGAUAUUAUUGAUGGAAGCACUACACAAAUAGGCUUCGGUAGCAGAUUUUCUGGUUUGAUUUUCCUAAUAUUCGGCGUUUGUGUUAGUAUACUUUAUGUUUGUGGCCUUCUCUUUCGCCAGUUAAGACAAAGCAUGCGGAUCAAGGAACCUUAUGUAUCUGAAGUGCCAAUAGUGACAUCCAAGAAGAAGAGGUCUAAGAAAAAUGGGACUGUAAAGGCGAGUCACAAGAAGGAGAACGAGUAUGUAUCUGGAGGGAGCAAAGAUCCCUCUUUUGAAGAGAACGAGAAGAAAUUACUUAUGACUUUUCCUGGCCUUGAUAAUAGUCCAGUAGAAGGAUAUAGGGUUGGCAAACUGUUUGUCUCCAACAAGGAGAUUGCUAAAGGGAGCAAUGGAACUGUUGUGCUUGAGGGAUCCUAUGAAGGUCGUCUUGUAGCGGUUAAGCGUCUAGUACAAACACAUCAUGAUGUGGCUCAGAAGGAGAUUUUGAAUCUCAUGGCCUCAGACAAACACCCAAAUAUUGUCCGCUGGUACGGGGUUGACCAAGAUGAACACUUUAUCUAUAUUUCAUUGGAACGGUGUGCUUGUAGCUUAAACGAUCUCAUCUAUGCAUCCGCUGGACUGCUUGAGAGUCCAAUGGCUUCAAGUAGUAUACAGUUAAUUCAGGUAAAGCCAAUCCUUGAGAAUGGCAAGGGAGUUGAGCUAUGGAAGGAAAACGGACAUCCUUCUCCUGUUUUGUUGAAGUUGAUGAGGGAUAUAGUUGCUGGUAUAGUUCAUUUGCACGAUAUUGGAAUCGUACAUCGAGAUCUAAAGCCUCAAAAUGUGUUGAUUGUUAAGAGCUCAUCUGUAUGUGCAAAGCUAUCAGAUAUGGGUAUUAGCAAGCGGUUGCCAGCCGACACAAGUGCCUUAACUAGAAACUCAACUGGUUCUGGAAGUUCUGGGUGGCAAGCACCUGAGCAACUCCGCAAUGAACGACAAACAAGAGCAGUAGAUCUCUUCAGUUUAGGAUGUGUACUCUUUUUCUGUAUGACUGCAGGAAAAAAUCCUUACGGAGACAAUUUUGAGAGGGACAUAAACAUUUUGAAUGAUCGAAAAGAUCUUUUCUUGAUCGAGAGUCUUCNAGAAGCUGUUCAUCUUCUCUCUGGUCUCCUGAACCCGGAUCCUGACUUGAGACCGACAGCACAAGAAGUUCUGCAUCAUCCAUUGUUCUGGAACUCUGACAUGAGACUGUCUUUCCUCCGGGAUGCAAGUGAUAGGGUCGAAUUGGAAAACCGAGAAGAAGGGUCACAGCUCUUGGCUGCACUUGAAAGCACAGCAGCGGUUACAUUAAACGGCCGGUGGGAUGAGAAGUUGGAUAGCAUAUUCUUAGACAAUAUCGGGCGUUACAGGCGGUACAAGUUUGACAGCAUCCGCGAUUUACUACGGGUAAUAAGAAACAAAUUGAAUCAUUAUAGGGAGCUUCCUAGAGAAUUACAAGAACUACUUGGGACUGUACCUGAAGGGUUUGAUAGGUACUUUUCAAGCAGGUUCCCAAAGCUGUUGAUUCAGGUCUAUACAGUUUUAUAUAAUUACUGUAACAAUGAAGAGUUCUUUUUCAAGUAUUCUAAGACCACUGUAUUUUAG
This is a messenger RNA of Arabis nemorensis, 2646 nucleotides long. The record is from the annotation of a GenBank genome assembly. Lineage: Eukaryota; Viridiplantae; Streptophyta; Magnoliopsida; Brassicales; Brassicaceae.